AUGACGCAGCAAGUGCGGCUGCUCGUGGUGGAUGCCUUACUCCUGCAGCAACAGCAACAGCAGCAACAGCAGCAACAGCACAGAGAGCACACUGCUCUGAUGCAGCAGCUCAGGCAGUCUCUUGCUUGGGUACAUCUGCCUUGGAGUGUAGACACCGAGGAGCUCCUCAAGGAGGGGCGGCGUGUGCGGCUGCUCAAUCUAAGGACGGGAGGCCCUCCUCCGCAGCUGCUUCCAGGAGCUUCCAGACUGCCUGCUGGUGUGAGCAGUGCUUCUGAAGGCGCUUGCAAGCCUCCGCUAUCCGCUGAUGCGGCAGCAACGGCUAUCCUUGCGCUGGAGAGAAGACGGCAGGAAAGAGCAGCUCUUGGAGUCUAUGUGGGCCUCCCUCGAUUGUACCCCACAGGGAGGUGCGGUGACACUUCAGGAGGAUGCUUUGAGCACAUUGCCUUGGCCUUCCUUCCCUUCAUGUUUUGUGUCGAGACCCUCGUAGAGGCAGUAGGCCCCUCUCCCAUCCCUCCAGAGCUCCUUGCCCAGCAGCUCCACCAGCAGCCACAUCGACAGACAGGAGUGCCUUUGCAGGCACUGCCCUUACUCUUACGCCUCCCUGUCUUAUCCGAGAGCCACCUUCUCGCCUGUGGCUUUGCGCCGCACACCUUGCGGGGAAACAUCAGAGGCAAAACGCUAGGAGCAGGGGCAACAGCUCCAGCUGCCGCCGAGGAGGCAGAGGCGCGUCCUGCAUGGGCCCCCCCCUUGUGGGGCCCCGACCUACCGGGAGGGGGGGCCCCAGAGCCGCUGCCCCCGGGGGCCCCGGGGGCCCUCGGCCUCACUGGGGGCCUCCCCUAUGACCUUGUGGGUCUCCUGCUGCACGUCCAGCAGUCCUCGUCACUCCCUGAGGACUCGCUCGCGGGCUCUCCUCCCCUCGAGGGUUCGCUGUUUCUAAUGACGGGAGGCCUCCAGAUCUGUUGUGUGCAGCUACGCGGGGAGGGGCCUUCUCGAGGUCACCCUUUCAGUGCGCAGGUUGACAAGUUUCUCGAGCCCGCUCGAGCUGCUCUACAACUACGGCGAGAAAGGCAAGAGGGAAGCCAUAUCUGUAUAUGCAUUGAAGGCAUCGAGUUUGAGCGGUAUGACCUAGCGGCAGGUUUCUGGAUUUUUAAGGGAGUGACGCCUUUGCUGCAGCUAUCGCUUGGUGCCGUCGCAGUAAAGGCAGUGCAGCAGCAGCCGCUGCUGGCCAAAGAGGCAAGUGCCCUGCAUACUGCGGCUGAAGCAGUAGCGGGAUCGUGUGCUUUUGCAGGAAGCACAGCACACGGCCCUAAGAGCUUUGGCCCCCCGUCUCUAGCAGCACCGAGUCGUGCGGCAGAUCUGGUUGCCGCAGCAGCAGCCGCGCAUAAGCGCGUACUGCGAGUGACCCUAGAUGCUUCGGGGCUGUGA
Messenger RNA from Cyclospora cayetanensis, 1425 nucleotides. RefSeq lists its product as uncharacterized. The record is from RefSeq and is a predicted model, not a curated record. The transcript has 4 exons. Bases 1 to 1425 code for a protein of 474 amino acids. NCBI's taxonomy places the organism in Eukaryota, Apicomplexa, Conoidasida, Eucoccidiorida, Eimeriidae.